AUGGGGGAGAAGACUUCCGACCCUGAGGCUCCAACUCUCUCCCACCAUGGGUCUUCUAUAUCUAUCGAGAAGCAAGAGGGAGAUGCGGCUACUGCUCGGGCGUGGGCUCGCGAUAUGGACAAAAGUACCACGACCAGCACUAAACUCAAGAAUCCUCUUGCAGGGUUGAGUCGAGAACAGCUUCUAAGUGACGUCGAGGCUUUCGCGAAGGAGAAAAACCUUGAGCAUAUUCUCGAUGAUCUCCGAAAGGGUGCUCUCGUCGCGCAAGAUCCAAGAGCGUUUGAGCAGAUGGACGAGUUGGUGGAGAGCGAGAAAGAACUACUUCGACGAGAGAAGACGCAUCGGUGGAGCCAGCCAUUUAUGAUGUAUUUCAUGACGAUCCUCUGUGCUGGAUCUGCUAUCGUGCAGGGAAUGGAUCAGACUGCCGUCAACGGUGCACAGGAGUUCUACUUUGCGGAAUUUAAUGUCACCGACAGUUGGCUCCAAGGCCUCCUGAACGGCGCCCCCUAUCUCUGCUCUGCCGUCAUCGGAUGCUGGACGACAGCACCUCUGAAUCGCUGGUUUGGUCGCCGCGGAUGCAUCUUUAUCUCCUGCUUUAUCUCCUUUGCCUCCUCGUUCUGGAUGGCAGCCGCGCAUACCUGGUGGAAUUUGCUGCUCGGCCGUUUUCUUCUGGGGUUUGCGGUGGGCGCCAAAUCCACCACCACCCCGGUGUAUGGCGCCGAGUGCUCCCCGGCGAAUAUCCGCGGUGCUCUGGUUAUGAUGUGGCAGAUGUGGACGGCGUUUGGCAUUAUGCUGGGGUAUAUUGCCUCUGUUGCGUUUAUGGAUGUGUCGCAUCCCACGAUCCCGGGGUUCAACUGGCGAUUGAUGCUAGGGUCGACGGCCAUUCCUCCCUUCUUUGUCUGCAUGCAGGUCUACUUUUGUCCUGAGUCGCCUAGGUGGUACAUGAUGCGCAACCGCUACGAGGAUGCGUACAAGGCACUCUGCAAAUUCCGCCCGUCCUCGUUCCAAGCCGCGAGGGACCUGUACUAUAUCCAUGCUGCCUUGCAGGUGGAGGAGAAGCUCCGCGAGGGCAAGAAUCUGUUCCGCGAGAUGUUCACCAUCCCGCGGAACCGCCGUGCGGCGCAGUCGUCUUUCUUCGUCAUGUUCAUGCAGCAGGCAGGUCAACAUUCUUCUCACCCCAUCAUCAAGCUCUAA
Molecule: messenger RNA, 1194 nt
Organism: Aspergillus thermomutatus
Lineage: Eukaryota; Fungi; Ascomycota; Eurotiomycetes; Eurotiales; Aspergillaceae
Exons: 4
Coding region: 1-1194 (397 amino acids)
Biological process (GO): transmembrane transport
Cellular component (GO): membrane
Molecular function (GO): myo-inositol:proton symporter activity
Source: RefSeq, a predicted model, not a curated record